Molecule: messenger RNA, 6640 nt
Organism: Gasterosteus aculeatus aculeatus (three-spined stickleback)
Lineage: Eukaryota; Metazoa; Chordata; Actinopteri; Perciformes; Gasterosteidae
Source: RefSeq, a predicted model, not a curated record
AAUAGGGUUAGCAAUGUUUUCAUCUAUGGGCUUUGAAAUAAUAUGCCGAGAUUGAUUCAGUAAUUAUAUAUUUUAUUGUCAUUACGCAUAAUGUGUACGAUAGGGUCACUGGCUGUAAUGAGAAAUAUCAGGUAGAUUGGUAGUUUAUUGCAUUUGUCUGAGAUUAAGUGUUUCUUAGUUACAAAAAAGCCCCCAACAUUAUUUACUAUCAUAAAAAAGAUUCCAAGGAUGAUUUGAAAAUGUUUUGGUUUUUCAAAUCAAAGUCCGUAUUUUGUAUUCAUCAUUUAAGAUCUUGAUGAGUGGAAAGAUGAGAGAUGAGGCUGGUAAAGACAAUCAAUAUAAGCCUCUGAAAGUCAGUAAGAUAUGAAAUUAAAUAUACACAAGGGACAAUGUGCAUUUUAUAAGCUUUCAGGCAACAGACUUCAUCAGACCCCCCCCUCACAAGAACAGCACAGUAAUUAAUUCUGUUUAGUACGAAUCCAAUGCACUUAAACUUCCAGCACAAAUAACCAGAGGCUGCAGAUUAGAGGUUCAUUUAUCGAUAAAGCAAUCCAUCUAAACUCCUCCCCCUUACCCCAAAUGUAGGGCGAAAUGGCGCUCAGGUAACCAAAAAUUAAUUACACACCACACUUCAUUUUACGUAAAUUAAGUAAUUGUAUCUAGUCAUAAACUCUCAUAAAGCGCCUCAGGAUAUUAAUUGUGAUUGUAUGCUUUGCUUUUUGGGUGGGGGGGGAUAAUUAUAUUGAUCAGGUCAAGGUGUCAUGAAAGGAAAUGGGCAGUUUGUACGAUGUUUGGGUGAAAAUAAAACGAGAGAGAAAAAAAAUGCUGAUUUAACUUUUAUGUGAUUAACUUUUAUUCGCGGUUAAAUCAGUGCGAUUAAAAAAACAAACAUUCGGUAACGUCGCAAACCGUUACGCUCCGCUUUCGGUAACCACGGCAGCGUCAUUUUACGGUACCACGCUGCUGACUCUGCGCUCCGGUCCGGUUCGGAUAAGGCACCGGGUCAGCACCAAUCGGUCCACUACAGAGGAAGCAGCCUGGGAGACAGAUGUGAUGGUGAGCACCAGAGCUCCUCCGUCAAUCCUCACUGACAGAGACAGAGCCGGACCAGAACUGCGCGGUUAGCCUUCAGCGUAAAAGACCCCAAAUUCCCGGGAAACGCGAGCCACGCUGGAAGUCGCCCCCCAUGUGGCCGUCGGGAGUGGGGAGCAGGCAGCCCUGCCCGCGGGAGUCGGCGCUGCGCAAGGCGGCCAUCAGCGGCAACAUCAACGCCCUGCCGCACCACGUCCCCACCGGCCGCAGCGUCCGGGUCUUCAUCUGCGCCAACCCGGACGACACAGAGGCGGAGAGGAACGCACUGAAAGAGCACGUCUACCCCAAACUACGAGACUUCUGCAGGGAGAACUACGGGAUCGAGUUCCAGGUGGUGGACCUGUACUGGGGGGCCGACCCAGAGGAGUGGGACAGUCCGGACCUGCAGCGGAUCAGGAUGAAACUCCUGGAGGAGUGUCUGAAGACCUCGGCGGGGCCGUGUUUUGUUGGUCUGGUGGGAGAAAAGUACGGCAGCAUCCGGGUGCCGGGGGAGGUGGAGUCGGCGGAGUUUGAGAUGAUCUUGGACGCGGCGGUGGAGGCGGGGCUGGACACGCACGUCUUGGAAGAGUGGUACUGCAGGGACGAAAACUCGGUGCCACCCGCAUACUACCUCAAACCCAAAGCCCAAAUGCUCAAGAACUACCAGAACUCCAUGGAGUCAAGCAGCGCAGCCAAGACCAAGAACGACAAGGCCUGGAGGAACGUGUCGGAGGAGAUCAAGAGGGUCUUCCGCACGGCGGUGCUGCAGCUCCAGGAGAAGGGGACCAUGAAGAGCGCCGAGGCGAAGAAAUUCCUUUGCUCUGCCUUGGAGGACGAAUUGGACUUCGCCCUGGGGAAACAAACUCCCGCCUUUCUCAAAAAAUGCGUCUGCUACAUCCGCAAGAUCGCCAACUUCGACCGCUUCGCCAAAAUCCCCGAGAUGACCCGGUACAUGGACACCGUGGUCAGCGACGAGCGCGUCAUGCGCAACCAGGAAUCCUACGAGCGCCUCCUGAAGGUGCGGGACGAGUUCAUCCCCACGGUGGUCGCCGCCUCCAACCUCCGCGUCUACUCUUCGGUCACCCACUGCGACAUGAAGCUGGGCUACUCGCAGGAAGUGGAAAGCCACUACGUGGAGGGCCUGUGUAAACAGUUCUACGAGGACAUGGUGGACAUCAUUCAGGCCACGGUGCAGCAGAACCUGGGCGCCGAGACCGACCCGCUGUACGACGAGAUCCUGCAGCACCUGUCGCUCUGCAAAAGCUACGCCGAGCUCUACCAGUUCAAGGCCGAGUCGCUGGAUUACGUGCAGGAGUACCUCUCGCCCUCCAAGGGGAGCAGAAUGAGCCCCCUGGUGGUGUACGGGGGACCUUGCACCGGGAAGACGCUGCUGCUAGCCGAGGUGGCCAAACAGGCCUACACCUGGCUGCAGAAAGAGAUGGGCCCUGAAACCGACCCAGUGGUUAUUGUCCGCUUUAUCGGCUCCAGCCUGCUCUCCACCGACCUACGCACUCUCCUCCAGAGCAUUUGUGAACAGAUUGCAAUAAACUACCGCUGCCUGAUUCACUUUUUGCCUAACAAGAUCCAGGAGAUGAAGGAGCUCCUCAUCAACCUUCUCGGGGAAUCUUCAUUCCACCGGCCUUUGGUCAUUGUCCUGGAUGCCCUCGAGCAGCUCUCCGACGCGGACGAAGUUCGCAAGCUGUGGUGGCUCCCCAUACAUCUGCCUCGGACGGUUCGCAUUGUAGUCUCAACGUUGCCCAAUAAACAUGGCAUCCUGCAGAAGUUACGACAGCUCAUCCACGAUGAGGGGUAUUACUUGGAAUUAAUCCAGAGGGACCGCAAAGUCUGCAGCCAAACAUUGAAACAGCAAUUGCUGGGGGUGAAGCGCAAGGUCACCUCGGGCCAACAGAUAUAUGUCAACGAGGCACUUUCCAAGUGUACAUUGCCGAUGUUUGUCAACCUCAUCUACAGAGAAGUCCUCCAUUGGAGGUCUCACAAAGAUGUGGAUGACAGGUCCCUGUGCUCCACAGUGCACGAAAGCAUAGAACAGCUCUUCUACUCGGUGGAGAACAAGCUGGGGCAACGAUUCGUCUUCCGAGCAUUAGGAUAUAUCACCAUGGCCAAAGCGGGCCUAACCGAAGUCGAGCUGGAAGAUAUUCUAUCCCUUGAUAAUAUAGUUCUUGGGGAUGUAAUUGUAGCAACAUACCUUAAAAACCCCUUGAGGAUCUCUUAUGAUUUGGUUGCAAGGCUCAAGGAGGAGCUGGAUGGCUAUCUUGUGGAACGUCAGGUGCGCAACGUCACCUUGAUGGUUUGGGCCAACAGACACCUGCAUCUCAUUGCCCAGAAGCUGUAUCUCAGCAACGAGGAAGACGUCCAUCAAAUGCACAGCCUCCUGGCUGAGUACUUCCUGGGGGCAUGGUCGGGAGGCAGGAAGAAGAUCUUCACUUACGAUAACAACCAUUUCACUUCGCUGAAUAUAUCCCACCACAAAAACCCUCACCUUCAGCAGGCCCAUGAAAAAACGUCCUCUGACAAGUACUCGUAUGACAGACAGACUCCGGAGCAGCCUUGGGUGUUCCAGUGCAAUCUUUUAGAGCCUGACAUUUUCUUUGUCAAUCAUAGGAAGAUGACAGAGCUGGUGUACCACCUCACCAGGAGUGGGCGCACUGAUGACCUCAUGUUUGGUGUGAUCAUGAACUUCAGCUGGCUGUACACAAUGAUCAAGAUUGGCCAGUUUGAAAAGGCUUUGACAGACAUUGACCUAGCUUACAGCUACACCCAAGAGAAAGAACUGAAGUUCUUGGCCACCACUCUCCGUUGCAUCAAGGUAAAAGUGCUGAAGAACCCAGCAUCACUGUCUGCAGAACUGCAGCAAAGACUUCUUCCAGUCGUCACCUCCCUUCCCAAACUCAGACACCUCCUCCUGGAGUGUGACAAAGAUGGCCCCAAGUACUGCUCCAUUGUGCCUCUCCACUCCUCUAUGGACGUCACCUACAGUCCAGAGAGGCUUCCUCUGUGCUCUAGCUACAUGCAGAUUGUGGAGAUCUUGCCCACUCUGGCCCCAAACAUAGUUCUUGUGGCCCUCGAAGAUGGGUCCGUCAGCACCUGGGAUGUAGAGAGUAGACAACUUCAAAGACAAAUUGACACAGCCAGAUCCGUUGUGCUCGGCAUCAGGCUAACAACUGACGAAAAGUAUCUGGUCGUGGCCACCACCAAAAACACGUUGCUCAUUUAUGAUAAUCACAAGUCCUGCCUUUUAUCAGAGGUUGAAAUCAAGGGGUCCAAACAUGGUGGUGUCACUGGUGGGGUGGCCUUCAUCAAUGGUUACACUUUGUCCACCCACCAUGCUUUGGCUUGGCUCGAGGCUAGUAAGGAAGUCAAUGUCAUUGACCUGCUUUACGGGUGGCCUCUCUAUCAGUUUCAUUGCUGGUAUGAGGUGACUUGUGUCCAGUGCUCUCCAGAUGGAAUGUACGCCUUCUGUGGACAGUACCUCAACACUGCUACCGUCUUUCAUCUAGGAAAUGGGGACAAGUUGGCCACUAUGACCUCUGAGUUUUCUGGAGGAUUUGUUAAAUCCAUUCUUGUCCUUGACACCCUAAACCAAAUGGUGAUGGUUGACAAUGAAGGCAGUUUGUCGGUAUGGAACACCAAAGAGAUCUCCAGUCCACGUCUAAUGGAGGAUUACGACUGCAGAGGGGAUGACAGUGAAGUGGUGGGCAUCGAGUUAUCUGAAGACCAGCGCUCCAUUCUCAUUUGCAAGGCGAGAAGUAUCGAAGUUCUGGACACAAAAGUAUGGAAAAUGGUGGAGAAGUUCAAAGCCAAACGCACUGAACGCUUUGUGGCUGCUGUUCUCUCAAAGAAUGGACAAAGCAUCGUGGCCUCCAUGGAGAACACGUCCUCCAUCUUUGUCUGGAGAAGGGACAGUGGACAGUGCAUGGCCAGUCUGAUUGAGAUCUCAGGGGCUAUCGUCAAACUCAUUAAAUCUACCCACCACAAUCUGCUCCUUUCUGUUGCCAGCAGUGGCGUGCUGUCUGUUUGGGACAUUGAUAUUAUCACCGCCAUGUCUAAUAUUGACAAAACGGGCAAGAAGAUCCAGACCUUGCAGCUGUCCGGCAGAGAGGAUUAUGUGUUUACUAUGGACGGUUCAGAAGCCGUCCACAAGUGGAACUUCAGCACUGGAUUUAUUGAGACAGUCUUUAAGCAUGAGGGCAUAGUGGAGAACUGUGUCCUAACCUCCUCAGGGGAUCUCAUGGUGACAUCAGAUGACAAGUCCAGUCAGUACAUCUGGCAAACCACAACCGGAGAAAACAUCUUUCGUAUCAAUGGGCAGAGAAUAUCACAGCUGCUAAUCACCCACAACGACCAAUUUGUGGUGUCCCUGUGCGAGCAGAACGCAUCCAGAGUCUGGAGGCUCGGGACUGGGCACAAAGUGUGCAACAUCUUGGUCACCCUCCAGAAUGCACUCGUCACCACAGCAAACACCUUCCUCGUGGGGAGCUCCAAAAACAAGCUCCUCGCUGUCAGCCUGUGGUCGGGCAGCGUGUCCAAGAAGUUUGUCUGCGACGAUGGCAUUAGCAUUGUCAACUUCAAGCUCAUUCCUGACUGCCCCGACUGCGUGGUGUUCAUCACAUCCACAGAGACCGUCUUCAUCUGGAGUGUGGCGGACGAGUCAGUUUGCCGACGGGUUCAGUUGCCGACCAAUUUCCUCAAAAAUCUAGAGGACUUCCAGAUCUCUCCCAAUGGGAAAGUAGGAAUUGUGUCCAAAGGUGAUGAGAAUAUUAAUGUCCUGGAUCUUCACAGCGGGAAGCUGAGGCUGGUCCAUGCAGCUGGUAUAAUUUGGCGUCAGAAAUUAUCAAGGGAUGGACGUUAUCUCGUCUAUGUUUGUUUCCGGAACUGCGACGAAGACGACGACGCCGGUGUUGUGUCCAAUCUGAUCGUGAUGCGCCUCGCUGACGGCAAGAGCAUCGGCACGUGCUCCCUGUACAAGACGCCCACUUUCCUGUGUCUCUCCCAGCGAGCGCUGAACAUCAUCAUCGGCUUCGAGGACGGCAGCAUCGGUACGUACACGGUGGUGGAUCGCGUGGAUGCGGCCCUCAAGAUAAAGAUAGCCACCUCCAACAGCCGACAGAUUGUCAACAAUGCCUCGCAAAAGGUGCGUCCCAAAUGUGGCAACCAUUCGUUCAAGACCGUUGCCGACUGCACCUGGCGAGAGUCCACCGAGGUCUUCUCCAGGGACAGUCCUAUCAACGUGUCGGACUCCGGGGAGGGCGAGUCGACCACGCCGACGAAAAAGACAGAACUGCUGCAGUGAUGAGCGGAGGUGAGAGUAGCAGGUGUCAAGGCAGGCAGGUAGAGAGAGGAGACAACGUUUUGAAUCUCUGGGGUUGCAGUUGAUUCUUGUUUACAGCCACGUGAUUCAGCUGCAGAUGUCAGCCCUCUGGGUAGUUAAUGGGCCGACCGUAUAAACGCUGCACUCAAAUGAUGUAUUACUUACUUCCAACCCAUGAUACAGUCUCUCUUUGUUUUCCUCUCGAAGACUGUUAGAAAAAUACUGUUUUUGGAAAGUAGA